AAAACCGAACUUUUCUGCAUCUUGGUGAGGUUAUUUCUUGACGGGUAUGAGUAAGAGAAACCCCUUUGCCUUAAAUCUCUUAAGCUUUUUGUUUUCGUGAUCUCAGUUUCUUGAGGGAAUCGAAGUGAAAUGGGAAUCCGUUCUCGUGUCUACAAGUUAAUUGCUGUUAAUUGCGUAUAUUCAUUUCAUUCCCGGAACGUGCUUUAAUUUGUUAUCCCUUAAAUGGUCGGUCUGUUCAGAAGGCGACAAUUUUCAUUCCUAAUUUAAUAAAAACCAAGACUGCAAAUCAACCCUAUUGGUCAACCAGCUGUCUUUGGAAAAAAUGGUUUUUCCAAAUAUUUUAAUCAAUCUCUUUAUGGUUUGUUUAGCUGGCAUUGUGAACCUACCGGGAGUAGUCUGGCUCAGUUGUGAAUUUAUGCUGCGUUGAUUAGUCCGGAAUUACAGCAGGGCAGUGACGUGCUUGGAAAAUAAGCAUUCGGCAUUGCACGCUGAGUUAAAGAAUAUCCAUGAGCUAAGUCCAGCAACAAUCACACGAACCGAGGCAGACGGAACAGAAAGUCUAUCGAAAGAAGCUAAAGCAUUGUAGGAAACCGCUUGAGAUUAUCACUGCUACCUUAAUAUGCCUGAAUUUUACAAGGAGUCAGCUAACAGCACGGAUAGCGACAAAGCCGAUGGGCUCGCAGCUGUGGAGAUAAUCCAGCUCGUGCUUUAUUUCGCGAUCAUCAUUGUAGGCUUGGUGGGCAACAGCAUGAUCAUCGUCACCCUUCUUGGUCGACAAGCGCGCAGAGUCGGCGAAUAUCUCAUCUUAAACUUGGCAGUGACGGAUUUUGCCACUUGCGCCAUAAGCAUUCCAUUCGACUUAGCAGAGCGCCUGUCGGGUGGCUUUCCUUUUGGUUCAAUUCUCUGUUACAUGGUCUACCCAUUUCAGACCGUUUUAAUGGCCGUCUCUGUCAUCACUCUAUUAUCUAUGAGCCUUGAACGACAUCGAGUUGUUAUGACCCCACUUCGCCCGCGCGUUCUUCCAAGAACCGCCAAGCUAGCCAUCGGCGUUUCGUGGAUUGUUCCCGCAGUGGUGAUAAUCCCUUACGUUCUGGUGCUGCGACUCGAGGGGAAACAAUGCAUGGAAAAAUGGCCCGAGGACUGGUACGUUAAAGUUUUCACUCUAACCAACUUUGCAACGUUCUAUGUAGUCCCUCUCACGGUCAUCGCUUCCUCCUACAUUCGCGCAGGGAGAAAAAUUCGCAGAGAGCUGGACAAGCUGGAGCACGUGGUGGACUGUCAUCGAUCUCAAGUGCAAUACACGAAGAAACGUACUCUGCAGAAGAUGAGGAUUACUAAAGUGUUCAUUGUUGCAGUAGGAGCGUUUUUGAUUUGCAUGCUUCCAACGCACGCCGCAUGGAUUUGGCACGAUUUUGGAAAAGGCUGGAAAAGUGAAUAUUUCCAAGACGUUCUGAUCUUCAGUAACAUUCUAAUGUACGCGAAUAGCGCGUCGAAUCCUUUCAUUUUUGGCUCUUUAAGAAACUUUUCACUGUCAAACUGUCUGGGUUGCUGUUGGAAAGGUUCAGGGGAAGGUCGUAGAGUCGGUUGUGUUUACGAGCUUCGUAUUGGCUCCUCGCAUCUUCAUAUCGGCAGAGAAAUGGCAUUGAGGGGACAGAACCAAGCUGUCGCAUUGCUCAAAAAAGCGAACGCUCAUCGAGUUAAGUCUGCGAGUGUAUGAACCAGUAGCAAUGGUAACUGUUUUGAUUGAAUUUCCCAAGUUUGCUUUGAAUUUGCAUUGCUGGGCUCUGAAACUACUUUUAACUGGAAACCUUCCCUCUCCACCGUAUAUUAAACGAUCAGAGCACGAAACAGGCUGAUAUUUGGGACCAGUAAUGGAACCUGUCAGAUGUUAAACGAAAGCUAAUCGUGACUUGUUUUCGGGCGUUUUCCCGCGCUUGUACCAGUGACAUGUUUUGGAUUCUAGUUUUGAUUGAUUCGUUGUAUAAUCUUCUUUUGUCAGUUAACUAUCGGAUUGGAAGGAUGUGAUUUUCCUGGCUUUUGUCUAAGGACAGUCAUAGGAAAACUGCUAUAUGAACAAAGUCCGCAGUGAAAGAGUUUCAUGUCGGCAGAAAAACAGGAGAACAUGUAAUUAGCAUAUUAUAAUUAUCUUGAUGAUUGCCAAUGUCUUUGUCGACCAUUUCCCUCAACCUGCGAUAUUUAAAUUUUAGAUGAUAUUUUAUCUUCAUGGAUGUAGCUUGUAACAGGCGAACCAAAGCACUUGCCUCGGUAAAAAUUUAGACAUUAUAUUUUAAUUCAAGUUACCGCAAGAAAUAAUAAAAUAAACUGUCAAAGAAACAUUUUCUCUGAUAUUGCUUCGGUAAGAAUUUUAGUCUGGCUGCUGGGCUGUGAUCUUGACUUUUUUGUAUUCUCGAUUUAAAGUUUAUGUAGAGUAGUGAAAGUUCCCUGUUCUUGUCGGCGUUGGCUGUUUAUCUAAAGAAAUCCUGUCCUGAUAUCUCUCCUCAAAAUGCACAACCUAACUUUUAAUUACAGCUGUAAUUAUCUUAUUUGUUCAUCUAUAUGUUUUUGUUUUUGUUUUUAUAUUUUCUCCUGGAAACUGGUUUAAUAUAAUUAAUUUGAUUAAAUUAAGUGUAAGACGAUCGUCGGUGGACAUUUCCGAGGAAACUUGGAAAGUUUCUUUGUGUUUCUUUGUGGUCAUAGCUUUAAGGCCAGAAAAACUGACUCCUUUCUCGGUUUUAAAAUGAAAUAAAUUCACAGCAGUUUACAGUAGAACCCCAUUAAUACGUUAUUAACGGGGUAGAGUCAAAUUUCAUGACUGGUCUAAACUGAGUUAUUUUGUGAGGAGAGAAAAUCAGAUAAGUUAGUAUGUUUUACCUAUUUGCUUUCGCUAUCACAAAAUAUAGAAAUCCAACGUAGAUAUAUUAGUUUUAGUUCGUUGAGCGACCCAGGAACCUGUUAUCACAAUUUCUUAACAGAUAUAUUGCAAUUGUACUUCUAAACAUCUGUUUGUUGAUAAGCAUCUGGAAUGCAGAUAUAAUUUAACAAAAAUUGAAUCUUCAAUCAGUUCAUACAAUAUUAACAAUGGAAAGAUGAACAUAACUGGUUAGAAAGGCAGCAUGAACGGUGCAAAAUUAUAAAGGAAGUUGGGAUUUCAAAAUGUGACCGUUGGCCGUAUUAACGGGGUGGCUGCGUUAAUGGUUUCUUUUUGAUAAGAAAAUGUAUGGGCGAUUCGCCGGGACAAAAAAAAGUGGCCGUAAUAACGAGUUGAACGUAAGGCGGGGUUCCACUGUAUUUUAAGGUAAAUUCUAAUAUAUAUAAUCAGAAAAACAACUGGCGCAUCUGUAACUAACAUUAAAAAAAGUAACUCAGUUGUUUCAUUUAUCUAGACCACGAGUAGUCCCUCUGUCGCUUAGUCCGUCGAGCGUGACGCGAAAG
Molecule: messenger RNA, 3432 nt
Organism: Orbicella faveolata
Lineage: Eukaryota; Metazoa; Cnidaria; Anthozoa; Scleractinia; Merulinidae
Product: neuropeptide Y receptor type 2-like
Biological process (GO): G protein-coupled receptor signaling pathway
Cellular component (GO): plasma membrane
Molecular function (GO): G protein-coupled receptor activity
Source: RefSeq, a predicted model, not a curated record